AUGUCAUAUACCGCAAGCGAAAAAUUCAUGUGCACGUCAUGGGAUGAAGUCGUACGAGCUCCUGGCCGGCCCCAGCUUCCUGAGUACCUAAUGGAUGGUAAGCGAUGUAAUGAGGCGCUGGACCGCUAUUAUGCGGAGCGUAACCCGAGAUUCCGCACACUCCUUCACGGCGAUACCCACACCGGUAACGUCUACUUUACGUCUAGCGGACGCAUCGGUUUCCUUGACUGGUCAGCCUUCCACUUUGGAUCCUGCUUCCAUGAUGUUGUCUAUCACAUGACAGCCAUGCUAAGUGUUGAAGAUCGCCGCUCACAUGAAAUGGAGAUCCUGGAUCACUACCUCGAUGCGCUGCACCGCCUUGGUGGUCACAAGUUUGACCGUCACAAUGACCCCGAAGUCAUGAUCGAAUUCCGGCGCUCGUUCAUGACCAACGUCAUCUGGCUCAUCUGUCCCGACGGUUUGCAGAGCAAAGAGCGCGUGGCGGCCUUGUGUGAGCGCACUGUUGCGACUUACGACGACCAUAAGGUCCUCGAUGUCAUUCUUAGCCAGCCCAGGCCGGCAACAUCAGAAUGA
Messenger RNA from Trichoderma aggressivum f. europaeum, 573 nucleotides. RefSeq lists its product as uncharacterized. The coding region runs from base 1 to 573 and encodes 190 amino acids. The record is from RefSeq and is a predicted model, not a curated record. The transcript has a single exon. Lineage: Eukaryota; Fungi; Ascomycota; Sordariomycetes; Hypocreales; Hypocreaceae.